Molecule: messenger RNA, 2505 nt
Organism: Gossypium arboreum
Lineage: Eukaryota; Viridiplantae; Streptophyta; Magnoliopsida; Malvales; Malvaceae
Product: F-box/LRR-repeat protein 3
Exons: 8
Coding region: 287-2287 (666 amino acids)
Biological process (GO): SCF-dependent proteasomal ubiquitin-dependent protein catabolic process
Cellular component (GO): SCF ubiquitin ligase complex
Molecular function (GO): protein binding
Source: RefSeq, a predicted model, not a curated record
AAUCAUACAUGAUUUUUCUUCAAAAAAAUCAAACCUUGGAGGGAAAUGGUGCGCACUGCUGGUACUAGUAGUUAUUGAAAGCGGGAAGGGGUAAUUUCGUCCUUAGAUGGAAACACACCUCAAUAAAAGGCCAUAAUCGUAAUUUUCAACCUUUCACCCCUUCUUCUCUUUUUUGUCGUUUUUUUGGUUUUCUGUUAAAAGUUGGUGAAUCGCACCUUAAAAGCACACCAUCUUUUACUUUAAGUUUUCCCUAACUCACAAAACUCCCAAGCUCUCAACUUUAACUAUGAAGAAACAAAAACCAGACAACCUUAGAGGCUUCAACCCCUUUAAUCAGCUGCCUCAAGAGAUCAUCUUCACCAUCCUCGACCUCCUUAACUCCAAUCCUCUCGACAUAAAGUCUUUCUCUUUAGCUUGCAAGUCUUUCUACGCUGCUGAAUCCAAGCACCGUACCUCCCUCAAGCCCCUCCGCCAGGAACACCUCCCUUCAAUCCUUUCCCGCUACCCCAACAUCGGCCAUCUCCAUCUCACGCGCUGCUCACGUGUCUCCGACACCUGUCUCUCCUUUGUAUCCCAUGCAUGCGCCUCUUCGCUUCGCUCCAUUGAUUUAUCCAGAACUCAUCUCUUUUCCGCUUCUGGAUUGUUGGGCUUGGCUUUGAAUUGUAACAACUUGGUUGAGAUUGAUUUGUCCAAUGCCACGGAGUUGAAAGACUCGGCUAUGGCAGCCGUUUCCCAAGCUAAGAACUUGGAAAAGCUAUGGCUGGCGAGGUGUAAGUCGGUUACGGAUUUGGGGGUGGGAUGUGUUGCUGUUGGAUGCAGAAAAUUGAAGUCCAUUUGCUUGAAAUGGUGCUUGGGGGUUGGUGAUUUAGGGGUUGGUUUGCUUGCUGUUAAGUGCAACCACAUUUGCUACUUGGAUCUUUCUUACUUGCCUAUUACAAGUAAAUGUUUAUCACCUAUCUUGAAAUUACAACAUCUAGAAGAGUUGGUCCUUGAAGGAUGUUUCGGCAUCGAUGAUGACAGCCUUGCUGUCCUUAAACAUGGAUGCAAUUCAUUAAAGAGUCUUGAUGUGUCAUCUUGUCAGAAUAUUAGUCACAAUGGCUUGUCUUCCCUAGUAAGUGGUGCUGUAGGUCUGCAGCAACUUACCUUAGCCCAUGGAUCACCUGUAACCUCUUCCCUUGCUGAUUCUUUGAAAAAGUUUUCUAUGUUGCAAUCUGUUAAAGUAGAUGGUUGUCUGAUUAGCUAUGAUGGACUGAAAACUAUCGGAAACUGGUGCGCUUCAUUAAGGGAAUUGAGUUUAAGUAAAUGCUCAGGAGUAACAGAUGAAGGCCUCUCGUCCAUUGUAACAAAGCAUAAAGACCUAAGGAAACUAGACAUUACGUGUUGCCGCAAGAUAACUGAUGUCUCUAUUUCCUGCAUCACGAAUUCGUGCAACUCUCUUACUUCUCUCAGGAUGGAGUCCUGUACCCUGGUUUCUAGAGAAGCCUUUGUUUUGAUCGGCCAGCGGUGUCAUUUGCUUGAAGAGCUUGACCUUACAGAUAAUGAAAUUGAUGAUAAAGGUCUGAAGUACAUAUCCAGAUGUUCCCAACUAACCAACUUAAAACUAGGAAUUUGCCUUAAUAUAACUGAUGAGGGACUUAUCCAUAUCGGCAGGGGCUGCUCAAAACUGUUAGAGCUUGAUUUAUACAGGUCUGUAGAAAUAACAGAUUCGGGCAUUAUAGCAAUUGCACAAGGUUGCCCUGGCCUUGAAAUGAUUAAUAUAGCUUACUGCAAAGAUAUUACUGAUCAUUCCUUGCUAUCUUUAUCCAAAUGCUCACGGUUAAAGACGCUUGAAAGUCGAGGGUGUUCUCUGAUAACAUCUUUAGGACUAACAGCUGUUGCUGUGGGAUGCAAGGAACUUACCAAGCUAGACGUAAAGAAGUGUCCUAAUAUUGAUGAUGCAGGAAUGCUUCCACUUGCUCAUUUUUCUCAAAACCUUCGACAAAUUAAUUUGUCCCAUAGCUCAGUUACGGACAUAGGAUUGUUGUCACUGGCUGGCAUUAGCUGCCUACAGAACAUAACAAUCUUGCACUUAAAAAGUUUGACUCCUACUGGACUAGCAGCCGUCUUGCUGGCAUGUGGAGGGUUGACAAAAGUGAAACUUCAGGCAGAGUUUAAAUGGCUGCUACCCCAUCGACUUAUUGAACAUUUGGAAGCACGCGGUUGUACUUUUCAAUGGAGAGAUAAAGUGCUUCAGGUGGAAUUAGAUCCCAAGUGUUGGAAAUUGCGGUUGGAAGAUCUAAUGCCGUAGAGAUCCUUGAAGAUCUUGUAGGUCGAAUGAGUUAGCCACUAGUUAUUGGGAAAUGCAGAUUCUAGGCAUGGACACGUAAAUCAACAAAGAUAUUCGUUUGUUUGCGAAGCAUUACCCUUCAGGUGCUGUAUAACUACUUUUAAGAUUUAUGAUAUAUGCUGAAAUACACAAAAUAUGACCAAUGCAUUAAAAAGAAUGAAUUGAUGUUUUCCAAUGAA